UAAUCGAAUACAUACUCAAUUCGAUAGUUCUCAAAUCGAUAAUUCGCAACUAAAACAGCAUUAAAAAAAAGGAAAUUAAAUAAAUAUAGAAACCUAAAUAAGCGAAAUCGAAAUACGUGUAGACAACAAUAAGUGCAACUUAUCACCGCCAAAGAGCGUACGUACAUCGAGAGAAAAGCGACGGAGACAGAGACAGCAAGCGGCUUUUCGCGAGACGCCGCAAUUUUCGCAGGCAACACUUUCGGAAAAGAGAGGAAGGAAAGGUGAAAAAAAAAGAUGUCACGCAGCGUGCGGGCGGAGACGCGGAGCCGGGCCAAGGAUGACAUCAAGCGGGUGAUGCAGGCGGUGGACAAGGUGCGUCACUGGGAGAAGAAGUGGGUUACCAUUAGCGACACCACCAUGAAGAUCUACAAAUGGGUGCCCAUCUCUUCGGCCAGCGAAAAGAAGUCCAAGCUGCAGCAGCUUACCGGCGGUGCCGGUGGGGGCGUGGCGCCGCCCCCCGCUGGUUCGGUGGGUGGCAAUGCCGGUGGCGGCGUUGGCGGAGGCGUCGGUGGUGGUGGCGGCGGCGGAAAGCUGAGCGACAAGGAAAACUCGCAAAAGGGCACACCCACGCCGCCACAGAUAACGCCCAGCUAUGCAGGACUGACCGCCGAGGACUCCAAUACCUGUUUCUCCGUCGUCUCGGACAGCCAGGGCGCCGAUUUUGUAUCGAGCAUGCCCUUCUCCGAAGACUCCAACUCACAGGGCAGCGAUCCCGGUCCCGUAAAGCGUCUGAAAACGGGCGACUAGCCAAACAUUCGCAGCCACAGCGCCUACAGCAGCAGCAGCAAUUAACUAAGGUCGUAGUUAUUUUAGGUUUAAAUUAAAUCAUGAUUCACGGACGAGACGUCAAAGAGUAUAUCUGCCUCAGCCCCCCAAGACUUAAGCAAUUCUCUCCUACUCUUAGAAGUUUAGGACCACAGCAGCAGCAAUACGCUGCAGCUUAGCAUUAACAAAUUAACAACAACAUAUUUAUUAGCACAACAAUUGUAACAAGGAAGAAAUGACGAAUCGAUUGUGAACGAACCCUUCCAUUGGAGUAGGGAUCUCGUAUUUUCUAGAGAGAAAAAAAGGUUUACUACACAGGCCGACAAUAUGUUUGAAACAAGAACCGGAAUAUGUUGUUUUCAAGGUUUUUGAUGAACAAAUCUCGCUUAUAUAUUUUUUUUGAGAUAUUUUUACGCAAAAAUUGCGAAAGUUUGUUUUAUUUUUUGGUACAUUUGAGGUGCUGUAACUUUAAUAGUUAAAUACUUAUUUUGAAAUCGAUUGGUAAAGUACUGUUUUUGUUUUAGAAAACCAGUUUUUAAAAUUUUAUUUUUUUUUAGACUUUGAUUUUGUGUUAACAUUUUUGAGUGUGGCAAAUAUGUAUGGAAAAAUUUAGAUAUAGAUUUGAAACGAUUUCUUAUACAACAGAAUUAUUAAAAAACUGAAAAAAGCUGCAAUAUAUUUUGCCGGAUAGAAAAGGACCCAAAAAAGUCUUGCCGGUAGACGAUAUUUUCAAUCAUAACCAAGUAGAAGGACUUGGAUAUAUUUACUUGCAAUAAUCUCCAAUAUAAUCUUUAAUUAUUUUAAAGUACUGGAUCUUUUAUUUGUAAACCCGAAACUCGGUAGUCACGUUAGCUUUUCAGACAGACGAAAUCGCUGAAUGGCUGAAAAUAUUAAAAAGAAUAAUUUGUCGUACUUCUUUCGUAUAACGAAUCCAGUAGAUAUCUAGAUGACCAAUGAUUUUUUAAUUUUUUUAAUACAUUUUGAAGUGCAAGAACAUCAUUUUUAAAUUCCGUAUCGAUCGUUUCAAAGUCCUGAAAAAAAAAUACUUAUUGAAGUUAAAGCAUCUCUUGAAAUGUGUCCAAAAAAACGUAAUUACAUAAAAUUUUGGGUUAAAUAUCUCGAAAAACGUGUUGGAAAUUUUCUGAUUUGAGUUUAGUACAUAAAAAACGUAUAGAAAACUAUAUUCCUGUUCUUGGUUUUGCUAAUUUUUAUUUUCAUUAUUGUUGGCCUGUGCCAACAAGAGGAGAGCAGCGCCAGUAUAAAAACAACUUGUAGAUCUAAAUAAUGUUAAGAUCAAAAAGUACAUAAAUAUACAUAUAUACAUUUAAUUUAAUCUUAUGAAUAAGAAGUAACAAAACUAACUAAAAUGCAUAUUUUUCUCAUGUUUCCAUUCGAUUUUGUUCAAUUUUAAACGAUUUUGUACACAUUCAGUGAAUGUAAAUACGUUUAAACGCUAUGCAAAUGUACAUUUAUGCUUUCUUUUUGGAAUUUAAGUGGAAAUGUGAAUGAAAAAGCAAACUUACAUAUUUAUGCCCCGAAAAACAGUAGCCAUAUAAACCUCUCUCUAUAUAAAUGAUAUAACACACUAUUACAUUAUAAAAUAUAAAAACACUUGCCUAACCAUAGAAAUGACCCUCUUCAUGUCUUAGCUUAUAUACAUAAAUAAUAAUAAUAAAGGUUCUUAACUGCAA
Molecule: messenger RNA, 2498 nt
Organism: Drosophila serrata
Lineage: Eukaryota; Metazoa; Arthropoda; Insecta; Diptera; Drosophilidae
Gene: BCL7-like
Product: chromatin remodeling complex subunit BCL7B-like protein
Source: RefSeq, a predicted model, not a curated record